Molecule: messenger RNA, 4671 nt
Organism: Drosophila montana
Lineage: Eukaryota; Metazoa; Arthropoda; Insecta; Diptera; Drosophilidae
Gene: mnb
Product: minibrain
Exons: 9
Coding region: 1736-4630 (964 amino acids)
Biological process (GO): protein autophosphorylation; peptidyl-threonine phosphorylation; peptidyl-serine phosphorylation
Cellular component (GO): nucleus
Molecular function (GO): protein serine/threonine kinase activity; ATP binding; protein serine/threonine/tyrosine kinase activity
Source: RefSeq, a predicted model, not a curated record
CAGCAAGAAACAACAACAAACGUAACAAACAAAAAAAAAAAGCAAAAUUGUUUGUCAGCUAGUGUGUACAUACAUACGUAUGUAUAUGUGUGCAUAUGUGUCCGUGUGUCUGUGUGUAAGCAGCAGCAGCAGAAGCAGCGUCGCCGUCGUCUUUAGCUUCAAGUGAAACAUGUUUUUUUGUAUGGCGCUGCCCACGGCGACAACCACAACAACAAAAUUGACAACAAUUUAUAACAAAAACAACGACUACAACAACAACAAACAGUAACAGUCAACAUCUCUCCAAGACGACAUCAACAACAAAGCAGCAGCAGCAACAACAACAGCAACAACAACAACAACAACAGCAGCAACAACAACAACUGUGUUCAGCGUUUAUGUCAAAAAAGAGAAACAAAAAUCGUGCGUGUUAUUUUUGUUGUGUUUCGUUAAUUCGCUCAUGAAAUGUUUGUUCCCAUGCAAAAUGUGCAAAACAGUACUUUGUAUUAACAACAACUACUACAACAACUUCAACAACAACAACAGCAACAACAACAGCAACAACAACAGCAGCAGCAGCAACAUUAACUUAAAGACAACAACAACAAUAACUUAGUUACAAAAACAAACGUUUUUUUUUUGUGUCCGCCUUUCGCAUUUCUCUCGCUUCGCGCGUGUGUGUGUGUGUAGGGGGCAGAGAGAGAGAGACUGAGAGAGAGAGAGAGACGGAGAGAGAGUUUUUUGUCUUGCGUUUUUGGGCGCUUGCGCGCGCACACACACACACAGACAUUCACAGACACACAUCUAUAUAUAUGCACACAGACACACGUGCGCGUAGGUAGUGUGUGUGUGUGUGCAAUGGAUUUGCAUUGUGAUUGCAAAUGCAUGAACUUGCGUGUGUGUGUAAAUACGUAUGUGUAUAUGUGCAUAAAUGCGACGGUAAAUAAAUGAAAAACGCAAAGUCAUCAGCAUUAGGAGCAACAAAAACAGUAACAACAAUUAAUCGACGUGCAUGUGUGUGUGUGCAGCGGCAACAACAACAACAACAACAGCAGCAGCAACAACAGCAGCAACAACAGCCGCAACAACAGCAGCCACAACAGCAGCAGCAGCCACUUAACAGCAGCAAUAACAUUAACAUACACAUAACAUAGACGUAACAUUCAAAGCAAAUCCAACAAAAGACUUGAAAAGUGUGUUCAUUACUUUAAAGAAAAACAAACAAAACAAAAGAAAACAAAAACAAAAAAGGAAACAGCAAAUAAAAAAGCAAACGCAAAAUAAAUUAAAAAAAAAUUAUACAUAUAUUGUCUAACAUAACAUACACACACAUAUAUAUAUAUAUAUAUAUAUAUAUAUAAAAGAAAGAUAAAAAACAGCCCAAAAUAUAUGAAUUAUAUAUACCCAAUAUACAUAUACAACAGACACACGAACAAAAAUAAAAACAAAUUCAGCAAAUUCAGUAACCAAAUUAACAACGAGAGGUAAAUAAUUAAUUGCCGCAACAAAGUUAAUCACUAAUUUAAUUUAAACGAACAAGAACAACAACCAAAUCGCAAAUCAUUUACAAUUUACGCAAAUUAUAUGUGAACAAAGAAUACAUAUAUAUAUAUAUAUAUUUAUAUCUAUAUAUAUAUAUACGUAACACAUAUAUGUAUAUGUAUAUCUAUAGAUAUAUUAUAAAUGCCCAUAUACCUGCAUCUAGGUAUACAUAACAUAAUUCAGCAUUAAGCAUUAAACCAACAACAGAAGCCACAUGUAUAGAUUGGAGGACACGAACAGCGGCGCCGUUAUGGAUAAGAACAAGCAGAAAUUAUCCGCUGGCUAUGGUUCCAGUGGUGGCGCCGUGGACACAUCGCAGGGCAGCGGGAGCGGCGGCGGCGGCGGCGGCAGCGGCAGACAGCGCCAUGCGCCGCUCUACGGACGCUUUGUGGUCGAAGAGGAACUGCCCGCCACGCAUCGUGAUGUUAUGCAUCAUCACUCUAGUCCUUCGUCUUCGUCGGAGGUGCGCGCCAUGCAGGCACGCAUACCCACACACUUUCGAGAUCCGGCCAUGGCGCCGUUGCGCAAGCUGAGCGUCGAUCUGAUAAAGACCUACAAGCACAUCAAUGAGGUAUACUACGCGAAGAAAAAGCGCCGUGCCCAGCAGACACAGGGUGAUGAUGAUUCGUCAAAUAAAAAGGAGCGCAAGUUAUAUAAUGAUGGUUACGAUGAUGAUAAUCACGACUACAUCAUCAAAAAUGGCGAGAAGUUUCUGGAUCGUUACGAGAUUGAUUCACUAAUCGGCAAAGGCAGUUUUGGUCAGGUGGUUAAGGCCUACGAUCAUGAGGAGCAAUGCCAUGUGGCAAUCAAGAUAAUUAAGAAUAAGAAACCGUUCCUAAAUCAGGCACAAAUCGAAGUCAAACUGCUCGAGAUGAUGAAUCGUGCGGAUGCUGAAAACAAAUACUAUAUCGUCAAGCUCAAGCGCCAUUUUAUGUGGCGCAAUCAUCUGUGCCUCGUCUUCGAGCUGCUCUCGUAUAACCUGUACGAUCUGCUUAGGAACACAAAUUUCCGUGGCGUCUCGCUGAACCUCACGCGCAAAUUUGCGCAGCAACUGUGCACGGCCCUCCUGUUCCUGAGCACACCCGAACUGAACAUAAUACACUGUGAUCUGAAGCCCGAGAACAUAUUGCUAUGCAAUCCCAAGCGAUCGGCCAUCAAAAUUGUUGAUUUCGGCAGCUCCUGUCAGCUGGGACAGCGCAUCUAUCAGUACAUCCAAUCGCGCUUCUAUCGCUCGCCGGAAGUGCUGCUUGGAAUACAAUAUGAUCUGGCUAUCGAUAUGUGGUCGCUGGGCUGCAUUCUGGUCGAGAUGCACACCGGUGAGCCGCUCUUCUCCGGCUGCAACGAGUUCGAUCAGAUGAACAAGAUUGUCGAGGUGCUGGGCAUGCCGCCCAAGUAUCUGCUGGAUCAGGCGCACAAGACGCGCAAGUUCUUUGACAAGAUUGUCACCGAUGGCUCCUAUGUGCUAAAGAAGACAUUGAACGGUCGCAAAUAUAAGCCGCCCGGUUCCCGCAAGCUGCACGAUAUCCUGGGCGUCGAGACGGGCGGACCGGCCGGCAGGCGCCUCGACGAGUCCGGCCAUUCGGUAUCCGACUAUCUCAAGUUUAAGGAUCUGAUAUUGCGCAUGCUCGACUUCGAUCCAAAGACGCGCGUCACACCGUACUAUGCCUUGCAGCACAACUUCUUUAAGCGCACCACCGACGAGUCGACCAACACGAGCGGCGCGGGCGCCACUGCGAAUGCCGGCGCCGGUGGCAGCGGCUCCGGCGGCUCCUCAUCCGCUGGCGGCAACAGCGGCAGCGGCAGCGGCGGAGCUCCAACUGCCACCGGCAACAACAAUGCCAGCAAUGCCAACAAUGCCAGCAAUGCGAACAAUGCCAGCGGCGGCGCAACUGGCGGCGGUGCAGCGGCAGCAACUGGCGGCGGACCCGGCGUCACCAACAACAGCAGCAGCAGCAACAACAGCGUUGUCUCCUCCAGCGCCGCAGUCGCAGCCGCCGUCGUCAACAACAACAACUCCUCUUCGUCUGGCGGCAGCAGCAGCAGCAACAGCGGCAUCGCCGCCGCCGCCGCCGCCGCCGGCGGCGCCACCGGACAACAGCUGCAGCUGCAGCUGCAGCAGCAGCAAUCGCUCGUCUCCAGCAGCAACAGCGGCGCCAUCGAUCCCCAAUGUUUGGGUCUGCUAUUGCAUCACACAAACAACAAUCACAGCAACAACAACAACUCGACAGUUGCGGCGAAUGCGAUGAACUUUUCGGCGCUCAGUCUGCAGCCGCAGCCAGCGUCAACAGCAGCGACCAACAACAACAACAUUAACAUUAGCAACAACAACAACAACAACAACAUUAACAGUCUGAAUAGCUUAAAUCACAGCAGCGGCGUCGGCGUCGGCAUCGGCUGCAACAGCGGUCGCCGCAACAUUUACAUGGGCAACAGCUAUCCGCACGCCAUGGACUGUGAUCCGCCGCUGGCGCAACAGAUGCUGCCGCCGCCGCUGCCGCCAGUAUCGGCUGUGGCUAUGGCAGCGGCAGCGCUGCGUCUUGGCCAGCCGCAUUUUGGACGCAUGCGCAGCAGCGGUGUCGGCGCUGGCGUUGGCGUUGGCCCGCAUCAGAAUUUCAGCAGCAUUAAGCAUAACGGUGCAGUGCAGCCGCAGCCGCCGCCACCGUCGAUGCUGCUGCCGCCGCUACCACCCGCCGCACAUCAAAUGCAAAUGCAACCGCAGCCCCAGCCGCAUCACAGCUUUGCGCCAGCUUCGCUGCCGCUGGACCUGAUGCAUCAUUACGGCAACAUGUCCGCAGCUGCGUCGCAUCUGAUGAUGACAGAUUCGAGCGUUAUCAGUGCCUCGGCUGCCGGCGGUCCGGCUGGCUCGGGACCGGCCUCCUAUACGGCGCUGCUUUAUCAUCCGCAACCGUUGGCGCCGCUGCCGCUGCCACUGUCCAUGCCGCUGCCAGCAUCUGCAUCAACGUCAUCAUCGUUGGCUGCGCUGCCAGCAUCGGCAGCAACGUCCGGCAGCGGCAGCGGCAGCUCAGCAGCGGGCGCCAGCAGCGAUGCCUCCUCGUCGUCGCCCAUGGUGGGCGUAUGUGUUCAACAGAAUCCUGUAGUUAUACAUUAGCGUUACCUGCCGUCUAUAUAAACUAUAAUUUAACAAUUUUA